UUUCUUCAAUCUCUAAUCAUCUUCAACUUAAGAAUUUCUCCAAAAAUGGCGCAGGAGGUGAUUCUAUUGGAUUUCUGGCCGAGUAUGUUUGGCAUAAGGGUGAGAAUUGCAUUAGCGGAGAAAGGCGUCAAGUAUGAGUACAGAGAAGAGGACUUGUUGAAGGGGAAGAGCCCUUACCUUCUUCAGGUGAACCCAGUUCAUAAAAAGAUCCCAGUUCUCAUUCACAAUGGCAAACCCAUCUCUGAAUCUUCCAUCAUCGUUCAGUACAUCGAUGAAGUUUGGAACGAUAAAGCUCCUUUGCUUCCGUCUGAUCCGUAUGAGAGAGCUCAAGCAAGGUUCUGGGCUGAUUAUAUUGACAAAAAGGUGUAUGAUGCUGGGAGGAAGCUAUGGACCACCACAGGUGAGGAGCAGGAGGCAGCAAAGAAGGACUUCUUUGAAAUCUUUAAAACUUUGGAGGGGCAACUUGGUGACAAGCCAUAUUUUGGGGAAGAGAACUUGGGGUAUGUUGAUGUGUCUUUGAUUCCUUACUAUUGCUGGUUUUAUGCAUAUGAGACGAUGGCGAAUAUCAGCAUGGAGGCAGAGUGCCCCAAAUUGGUGGCAUGGGCGAAGAGAUGUGCGCAGAAAAAGAGUGUUUCAGAAUCACUUGUUGAUGAAAAGAAAAUCUUGGGGUUUGUUCAUGAGUUGAGGAAAAGGUUAGGGUUGGAAUAAAUUCAAAAUCCUGUCAACUUUGCUUUGGAGGAUUGUUUAUUUCAUGUUUAAAGUUGUUUUAUUUGGGGGAUUUUUUUUUUUUUUUUUUUAAUGUUUUUGUGAUUUUUCUGAAUGAAUAAAAUUUAUAGAAAGACACUUUCUAUUGUGUC
Pistacia vera is the source of this 857-nucleotide messenger RNA. Its product is annotated as probable glutathione S-transferase. Gene Ontology annotation, cellular component: cytoplasm. Bases 46 to 708 code for a protein of 220 amino acids. Gene Ontology annotation, molecular function: glutathione transferase activity. Gene Ontology annotation, biological process: glutathione metabolic process. NCBI's taxonomy places the organism in Eukaryota, Viridiplantae, Streptophyta, Magnoliopsida, Sapindales, Anacardiaceae. The record is from RefSeq and is a predicted model, not a curated record. The transcript is spliced from 2 exons.